Salmo salar (Atlantic salmon) is the source of this 2588-nucleotide messenger RNA. RefSeq lists its product as uncharacterized. The record is from RefSeq and is a predicted model, not a curated record. Lineage: Eukaryota; Metazoa; Chordata; Actinopteri; Salmoniformes; Salmonidae.
UAUUCGGUACAUGGUAAUUUAACCGCAAAAUUAUUUUUUCUGUGCAUUACGUCAUCACGGACAUUUAUUUUAAUCCGCAAAAAGUAAAUGUAAUGCAAACAACUCUGGUGGGAAAAUGGAGCAUAUUGUUUGUAUGCAGAUUUGGAUGGAAACCAAGCCAUUGACAUACUUGUUAGAUUACACAGGCUUUGCCAGGAGUCCACACCACACACACGAAUAAUGGUAACACCUUCAGCAUUCUGCAUGUGCCUGCAACACCACAGACGGCCAGCAGAUAUAACCCUUGCUUGACUUCCAUCAAUAAAACUAAGGCCAAGAAAGAAUUUGUAAUUUCUCAAAUGUUUCCCAAAUUGCACCUAAGGUUUUGAUUAUUAGAGUCUGUAAAUGUCAGAUUCAAAUUUAAUAAGUAGCCACAUUUUUUAAAUGUAAAUUCAAAGCAGAUGUAUUUAACAGUUUGUCACUCCUCUGAAGGGAGGGACUGUAUGACUGAUCUUUAGUAGUGGCAAUGGUUAUUAAUGGAACUGAUUAUUCCAGUGAAUUCUAAACAAUUUGAGUCAAUGGGUCUGUUUGGCUGCAAGGCUGGUGUCAGUCUGGGAACACCCACUGUCUCUUUCCAGCUCCCCUCCCUCUCCUCAUCUCUCUAUCCAACAUCAGUCUGAGCUCCACACCUCCUCAGGACAGACCUGCAGUACACCCAGAAUUCUGUGAGGUCUCAUCAGAUCUGGAUUUUCCUCAUUGCCAUCUGAUCAAGAUCCAACAGGUUCUGGGUAUAAAGGCUCAUCACAUCAGUUUACUGGAUCCACAAGCACAUCUACCUACAAUUUGAUACUUUCUCAUUCUAAACUGAGUUGAAGGGGAUCUCUCCAUACCAGGCCAUGCGGGUGAGCCGGGUGUUACAGCUGUCCGUCUGCCUGGUGGGCCUCAGCCUGGCAUGGCACUCCCCAUCACCAGGUAAACCCUCCAUAGAGGCCAGGUUCCUGUGGCCCAGAUACAGGUGCUUUCUGUGGGGCUGCUCCAAAUGCUCCAGGGGGUGCAGGAGAGUGCCUGGAGGAUGGAGAGGCAGGGUGACCAAGUGUCAGAGGAGCUGGUGGGAGACACCCAGGCUGUGGAGAGGUUACGAGAGCAAGGUGUGCAGGUAGGAAGGACCCAAAGGCAGGUGACGAAGAACCUCCAGAUGAUGACCGCACAGAGCGACAGGCUGGAGAAUGCAGCCCAGGAUGUGCAGCUGGGACUGGAGACUUUAUUGGCCGAGCAAGGUGCCUUGGAGCUCAGGAUGUGCCGUGUCCUGGAGAGGGUGCAGAGCAUAACCAAGCCAGUUCUAAGGAUGGAAAAACAGCUUAAUAUGAACCUGAUGAAGGUGAUAGUGGACACUCAGUCCAGACGUCUGGCUGACCUAGCCUUGGAGGUUAUGACCCGGGACAGAUUUAUUGAUAAGCAUCUGCAGCACAUUGUUGACCUGGAGGAACAGGCGUCUCGUAUCAGAGGGGAGAGGCCUCCCACCAGCGCUGAGGGCCGAUUCUGAUGAUGGCUCUGGCCCUUGUCUGGGCAACAACCACAGCUGCAUCAACAUAAACACUCCAUUCAAAACAACAAGAAAACAACAUAGUUAUAGUCGAAAUCUGAGAAAGAAAGAAACAUAGCAUUAUUCAUACAAUAUUCAAGCUUAAUUUCUUCAUCCAGAUACUAUGAGAUGAUCUGAUUGGGAUUUUAAAAGGUAGACAUCCUUGUUGGGUAAUCUCCAAAGUGUUGUGGCUCUGUGUUAAUGUUUAAGGUUGAUAUUUGGAAGCCUUGUAUUGCAAUCCCUUGUCAGCUGGUGCCUCUAGGGCAAUUCAGGCAGAUGUUAGAGGGACCUUUUACUGAAGAAUGUGUUUGUUUCAUACAAUUGUGUUUUGCUUUUGUUGUUUUGUUUUCAUGCAUUGUGUAAUUGAUGUGUAUAGAUAUCCAUAGUGUAAUGGUUGUUUAUUGAAGUGUUCAUGCAGGGCUCAUCUACAAAAGAGACCUUGGUCUCAGCAUGACUCAAUGCUUAAAACUGCAAUAUGUAACUUUUUGGGAAACCCCACCAAAUUGACAUAGACAUAUGUGUUAUAGAUCUGUCAUUUGCAUUGAAAGCAAGUCUAAGAAGCCGUAGAUCUUUUCUAUGAGCACUAUUUCUAUGCUACCUGUGCUUAAGUUUUGUUUUUGCGUCUUUUACUUUUGCUUUUGUACACCAGCUUCAAAUAGCUGAAAAUACAAUAUUUUGGGCUAUGGAAAAAUAUAUUUUACACUGAUUUAGAUGGUACAGUGAUUCUCUACACUAUAUUGCUUGUUUUGCCACAUAAACUGAAAUUAGGCAAACUAAUAGAAUUUUAGCAACCAGUACAUUUCUGCAUAGUGCAUCUUUAAAUAAAGGCAAACCUUUUUUAAAUAAAUGCAACCACAACCAAAUAAACAGACUCAAGGUAAUGGACUGGAUCAGACUGGCUGGAAAAAGAAUAUUCCUGACAACUUUGGCUGAUUGGAUAAUUUAUUUAUUUAUUUCACCUUUAUUCAACCAGGUAGGCUAGUUGAGAACAAGUUGUCAUUUACAACUGCGACCUGGCCAAGAUAAA